Phaeoacremonium minimum UCRPA7 is the source of this 1095-nucleotide messenger RNA. RefSeq lists its product as hypothetical. The transcript has a single exon. Bases 1 to 1095 code for a protein of 364 amino acids. Lineage: Eukaryota; Fungi; Ascomycota; Sordariomycetes; Togniniales; Togniniaceae. The record is from RefSeq and is a predicted model, not a curated record.
AUGGUGGAGAUUGUCGACAAGUUGGACCAGAUAUUUCACCAUAUCCAUUAUGCAAUCUGCGGUCUCAGUGCUAUGUCUCUGUGGGGCUACACCCAGUCCGUGCCUGUUCACAUCUCGAUCCUUGUCCCGGAUUACAGCAAAGACGUUGUGAAGUCAUGGGGCAAGACAAAGGACCUCGAGACACACCCCGACAAGCCAGAUUACCUUUGGCUACGGACUCGCGACGGUCUUGCCAGAAAGAUCCGCAUCAAGUGGCUGAGUGAAGAGAGCUUCAGCAAAAUUUCGAUCGUAUCGGUGCCACUGUCACUAACCCCUGACGGCGAGAUUGGGAUGGCUACAUCCGCUGGCCCAUCAACCUUUGGCGGUCUGGCCAACACCAAGGUCGUCUCUCUCGCGUCCAUGCUCAACCAAAUCGCCGAAGCGUACGUCAAGGACAAGCGGGCCCAGAACAAUCCCAAGUACAUGGCGACGAUCGCGAGCCAUGUCUUCUGGCUUCUGCACAAAAUCAUCGACGACGGUCUGAUCAAACAGGGUGCGAUUUCCCUCACCCUUGACAAUGUGCCGGCUGUGGUGGACCCCAAGUUCUGGGACGCCUUCACGAAAAGGUACCCAGAGGCCCCUGGACUGUUCGCGCGUGCCGGGCUGGGGACCUUCAGACCUCAACAGAGCGCGUUGGAGGAGCCCAGCGACCGGUUCGACGGGUAUGGAGCUUACCGUUCCCCUACUAACAAGAGUGGCAUGUACAUGCAUGACCACGCCGGACGCAGUUUGACCAGUGUCUACACUGGCGUUGCACCCAAUCUUCGUGACAGUGUAGCUACAAGUGUAGCCACCUACGGCUCGCAUGUGGACAGGAAGCCUACUGAAGCCAGCAACUUCCAGGCCGACGCGGUCAAGGACCGAGAGAGCAGGUACAAGCGUGUCUCUUCUUCUGGUUCAACACAUUCUAAGCAGAAUGUUGAACAAAACCUUGCUACAUCCGACAGGGCGGACAGGAACAGCCGAACUUCCACCUCGGGCAUGACUGUUGCCUCAGUGGAUGGAGUCAUGGUUACCUCUGGUAUGUUUGGUAACUUGUUCCGUGACGAUGAUUGA